AUGCGUCUACGAAGCGGAUUGGAUAAGUCUAGCGAGCGAGAUAGUCGAAGUCAGCCUGCUCAAGCCGCAAGUCUCGGUAUGGAGGAAUAUCGUUUUACAGAUUUUGGCUCAAAUGGUGCGGAUUUUGGUUCUUCGAGGCAGAAUGGAUCGCCAUCUAGACCUGAAACUCAGAGCUGUGAGACAUCUCAUGGACAGCAGGCACAAGGCAUAGUCCUCUCCAGUCAACAUGAGGAACAUCAAGAAACCACAAUAGCAUUAUCACAUCAUACUCAAAGGCCUUACUCGGCACCACCAUCGUCCUAUGACCCAACUCUCUACCCCGGAGCCUUAGUUCCUGUGUUAUAUCCUACUACAUCUGCUUUAUACUUACAUCCUUAUAUAACUACAACUACCUCCCAGCCCCAACCUCAUUCUCAACUUCAAGUUCAACAGAACUAUUCAUCCCAUAUGCCACCUCAUACAAAUGUACCUCAGCCUGAAUCCAUCUACACCUACGACUCACAUCUAUACCCCUACCCACCACCACCACCAGCUCCUACACCACCACCGCCUCUUCCACAUUUUCGUCGCUUCCAACCCUCUCAGUACGAACCCCAAGCUCCUUUACCAUGCCACCAAGCCCAAACCCAAUACCACCUCCCUCAGACUCAACCUCAACCUCAAACACACCACCUCCCAUCUAUGAGACCAAACUUCCCCCCUCUUCCCACUCUCACUUUCGAAACACACCCCCAAACUCAACAACCCCAUCACCAAUCGCAAGAUUCUCCCUGGUCUCCACUCUCCGCCCACGAAUCCCGCAAACGCCGCGCUUCAGACGCCUUGAGCAAUGCCGGCUUAGGCGUCCCGGACGCAGAUGUGGAGUGGGGGUAUAAGGAUAAGAUGAGUCAGGAGCUUGAUUCUCUGGAGAUGGAAAGUAGGAGUUUGAGGAGGAGAGAUGAACAGCGUGAGGGUAGCGCCAGGGGUAAUGAUCUAGAGAGAAGUAGAAGAAGCAGAAGAAGAAGAAGGUUAAACGAUGGAGAUGUAGGGAAUGGAAGUGCGGGACGAAGACAAGGAGGAAGAGAUGAAGAUGAGAAUGAGAAUGAGAAUGAGAAUGAGAAUGAUGUUGGGUACGAAGGAAGAAUCGCGCGAGGAGAGGAAGAAAGCGAUCGAGGAAACGGGCAUGCAUUCUCGUGA
Messenger RNA from Botrytis porri, 1176 nucleotides. RefSeq lists its product as uncharacterized. The transcript has 2 exons. The coding region runs from base 1 to 1176 and encodes 391 amino acids. NCBI's taxonomy places the organism in Eukaryota, Fungi, Ascomycota, Leotiomycetes, Helotiales, Sclerotiniaceae. The record is from RefSeq and is a predicted model, not a curated record.